Molecule: messenger RNA, 3543 nt
Organism: Rhopilema esculentum
Lineage: Eukaryota; Metazoa; Cnidaria; Scyphozoa; Rhizostomeae; Rhizostomatidae
Product: electrogenic aspartate/glutamate antiporter SLC25A13, mitochondrial
Biological process (GO): L-glutamate transmembrane transport; aspartate transmembrane transport; malate-aspartate shuttle
Molecular function (GO): L-glutamate transmembrane transporter activity; L-aspartate transmembrane transporter activity; calcium ion binding
Source: RefSeq, a predicted model, not a curated record
CACGUUUUGUCAAUCGCAAUGAAGCAUGAAAACAAAAUACCUCUUUACUGAUCACAUGAUACUAGGGUUGAUAAGUAUUCGAUCUUGGAUCUGAUUGGCUGGCUGCUUCGCGGCAUCUCCAAAUCAAGGCCUCCGAAAAGCCUUUCUAUAGGAACACGAAAUCUUUCCUCCGAAGUUUUUGCUCCAGUUUUGCCUGACUUCGGUUACACAAAGAAUAAAGAGCCACUUUCCUGAUAAGCGGAAAGUUUUUGUUAUAUAUUUGAUUGUCUACUGCACUGGCUCUCCUGGAAUUCGUGGUAACAAAGGUGCUUCCAAAAUGGUUGCUUGAGGAGGUUCCUUCUUGUUGUAAAGCUUAGUUAAAAAAGAAACAGCAGAAGGCAGCAUGGAUUUUUUCGGAAAUUUUUUCAAAAGUACGUUUGCAAGAAGUGUUGCCCUCUGUGAUGCACCACUGUUUGAUUAUACUGUCAAGAGAGCAAAUCCAGAUGACCUUAGAGUUGUAUUUUACAAGUAUGCCAGUGUUGAGGAAAAUGGUGAACGAUACAUGACCCCUCAUGACUUUGUGCGGGAUUUUCUCCAAAUGGAUGCUGCAUGUUUUAAUGACUUGACCUUCAAGUUAUUUACUGGUUGUGUUGAUCAGACCAAAGAUGGGCUAAUAUCAUUUCCAGAGUUCCAAGCUUUUGAAGCUUUGCUUUGCAAACCAGAUGCAAAAUACAGACUUUUAUUCCAACUUUUUGAUUUAGAUGGCAAAGGCAGCAUAACAUUUGGUGAAUUUCAACAUGUUGUCAAAAGCUGUUUACCAUAUGCAAAAUUCCCAUUUGACUUCAGCACCGAUUUCACGAGGGCCUUUUUUGGAGAAGAAAAGAAUUUGUCUCUGUCAUAUACAGAUUUUACACAUUUCAUGCAGGAGUUCGAAAGGCAAUAUUUGAAGCAAGCUUUCUCGCAGCAGCUUAAGAAAGGAAGAAAGGAUGCUACUAUAACAGCCCUCCAGUUUGGUGACAUUGUACGGUCUUUGUUGGCACACAAAUUGUCAUCAUAUACAGCAGAAAACAUUCCUUCACUUGCUUCUGAUAGUGGCAGCCGUCGCAUAACACUGAUGUUCUGCCUUGGUUUUAAUGAAUUGCUCGACAAUUUGCCAUCUAUACAGCAGCUUUUUAAGCAACUCACACAGGAUGACAAGUUUAAAAGCGUUACAAAAGAGGAAGUUCUUAGGCAGGCACAAAGAAAUCGACAGGUAACACCGCUGCAAAUUGAAAUUCUAUUCCAACUUUGUGGACUUGCAAAUCCUGGUGUAGGGAAAAUAUCACUAGCUGAUGUAAAUCAGUUAGUACCCAAACAGAAUCCUUUGACUGUAUUUUCAAAGAUACACGAGAUAAAGAAAUAUGACAUCAAAGGCAAAGAAUCAGAUAAAGAAGUCAAGCGUUCAUUCGGGGUCCAGGCUUUGGAAUCCUUGUACCGAUUUGGGCUCGGCUCACUUGCAGGGGCUGCCGGUGCUACGACUGUGUAUCCAAUUGAUCUUGUGAAAACUCGAAUGCAGAACCAGCGAAGUGUUCUUGCUUCUGAGCUGAUGUACAAGAAUAGCUUCGACUGUGCCAAGAAAGUUAUUCAAAAUGAAGGCAUACUUGGACUUUAUCGCGGCCUUCUACCACAGCUGGUCGGAGUUUCACCAGAGAAAGCUAUAAAAUUGACUACCAAUGAUUUUGUCCGUGGCAAAAUGACUGACAAGGAUGGCGAAAUUCCCCUCUAUGGAGAAAUAUUGGCUGGAGGAUGUGGAGGAUCUGCUCAAGUUAUGUUUACAAAUCCAAUUGAAAUCGUAAAGAUUCGGAUGCAGGUGGCUGGGGAGGUUGCAGGCCACAAGCCAUCGGCAUUGAACCUUUGUAGUGAGCUUGGCCUCUUUGGAUUGUAUAAGGGUGCCAGAGCGUGUUUCCUCCGUGACAUUCCGUUCUCUGCCAUUUACUUCCCAUGCUAUGCCCAUUUGAAAUUGUACCUUGCUGAUGAGAAUGGAUAUAACAACUGGCCCUCACUGCUUUUUGCUGCUACGGGUGCAGGUGUACCAGCAGCCUAUUUGGUAACUCCGGCUGACGUAAUAAAGACCAGGCUACAAGUAAAAGCAAGGAGAGGGCAACAGUCGUAUCGUGGCGUCAUCGAUUGCUUUAGGAAAGUUUGGGCUGAAGAAGGAGGCAAAGCAUUUUGGAAAGGAGGCCCUGCCCGUAUAUUUAGAUCCUCGCCACAGUUCGGCGUAACAUUAUUGGUAUAUGAAAUGCUGCAAAGAUUUUUAUAUGUCGAUUUUGGUGGAGGUUCUCCCAAGACAGAGCUAGCACCUGUCAACCCGGAAGUUUCUGUGCAUCCUGAUCAUAUUGGAGGACUUAGGUUGGCAGUUUCAACUUAUUCUGGCAUUGAGACGAAAUUCGGACUUUUCCUCCCAAAAUUCCAAGCAGCACCACCAAGACCAGCCUUGCAACAGAAAUUGGCAAAUUAAAUACCCGAGAGCCCUGCCUAGCAAGAUUGAAUUUGAGACAUGGUUUAGAUAGAUAGAUGUGCGCGUUUUUAUACAGAAUUCCUUGUAAUUUGUUGAUGUAGAGAAACAGUGUCAAUUCCAGUAUUUUGUAGUUACAGAUCUAGGGUAAAAAUUAUUCUUAUUGUUCGUACUGUGUCAUGUCUUUGUCACCAAUGUGAUUCUAUGCGGGAAAAAUUCCUGGUGGAAACGAAGCAGUUAUUUAAAAAUGAUAAUAAGAUUAUUAAGGCAACUUAAAAUUUUGGGCGAAAGUUUACCAGUUUUGGCGAAUAAUCCAUCUAUCUUGGGGUUGUUUCGAGUUCUAAGCGAUAUCAUACUUCAAGAAUAGAUUUUUCAGAUAUCAAGCUAAUUUCCAGGGGUGGAUACUUGGUCAAAUAUUUUGGAGGGCAAGCCUAUUGUUUUAAUAAUAUGAAAUCACACUUUUCCAUUGUUUAAGAACAAAAGACCAUUGUCGUCCAAUGUAUUGGGGUGACCACCUUUCUCGCCCCCUCGCUCCCUCGCCCCCUCGCCUCCUCGCCCCCUCGCCUCCUCGCCCCGUCGCCUCCCCUAGGUAAUCGCCAGUGCUUAUUUCAUACCUAAAUGAUAAUCUUAUGAUAAUUUUCUUAUUUCGUUGAUGGGCUUCAAAGUAUGAUCUUUCGUGUUAGUGUCCCAUCUUUUGUAGAAAUAUUCAUAUCAUUUUCUCUGGUAAUAUUUGACCUCGUUUUAAUAAGCUUUGGUUGUUGAAUUGUUUAAAAAAAGCAAUUUUAACGUUUAUAAAAUAUUGUCCAAUUUCCAAUGGCGGCUGUCAGAUUUAAGACACUUCUAUCACGGUGUUUUAUCUUAUAUAUCAGUUAAUGCCUUUGUUUUGAUGUCAAAAUGAAGGCUAGGCGAACAAAAUCUAUGAAAAUUGACCACUUCAAGUGGCUGCCGAUCAGGUAAUUAUUCUUAUUAUCACUUGUGAUCGUAAAGUGCCUGUAAGUAACUUCAUAGCCGUUAAAAUGUAUAUCUAAUUUUCUUCGAUUUCCGCGUCUUCCAAAUGUUUUGAAACUCGA